AUGUCGACCUCAACAUCUGUUUCCACCCAGCCUUUAUCUCAUUCCAGCAACUGCGACUGUACCUUUUGCCAGAACCACGCUGCUCAACAACCCGAACAAGUCACAAGCCAUCAUCAAGCCGUCGCUAGUAUGCCAUCACACGAUAGGAACGACUAUUUCGACGACAAGGCUUACGAUACGGUUUCCGAUUCAGAGUCAGAACGUCAUCGGGAAGAGAAAAUCCGCCAGGCACCCUAUCUUCCUCGAGUGCAGGUGUGGGCUCGCAAUAACGGCCCUUACACUCUUCGCGUUGGUAAUCAAUGGUUUCAUUGUGACGACCUCAUUGUGAACGGUGCCGAGUAUAGGCAAAAAAGCAGGAAGGCUGACGCCUCCUCAACCUCGCCUGCAAAUCAGGCUGCCUACUCGGCGCAGAAGCCGAGAAGACCGGCCAGUAGCAGAGCACAGUCUUACCAAAGGACUCGACCAGAGAAGCAGCCAACUUCGACUGCAAAUACAACCAAUCCACCGCAAAGGCUCGCUGCACACGACCAAUACCAACCACAGUCACUGCCUGCACCCAAAGACUCAGAUAAGCGCAAGGCUGAACACAGACGUCACAAGGAGACCGAUGACGCUCCACGCGAACGCAGAGAUUCAGGCACAGCCAUGAUGGAUCAACCAUCAUACGGAGCUCUCGUAACAUAUACUCAUCCACCACCUUCACAAGCUGUUCAGCCGCCCCGUCAAGCACCUGCCAAAGCAGGACGUCCAGGUCUACCAAGAAGAGCCUCGUCGCGCAACAAUAGCUACCAACGGCCUGUGCGUAAGGCGGGUAAGAAACAUGUGCGGUUCGCCUCUACGACGGAGUGA
Molecule: messenger RNA, 849 nt
Organism: Lithohypha guttulata
Lineage: Eukaryota; Fungi; Ascomycota; Eurotiomycetes; Chaetothyriales; Trichomeriaceae
Exons: 1
Coding region: 1-849 (282 amino acids)
Source: RefSeq, a predicted model, not a curated record